Neoarthrinium moseri is the source of this 465-nucleotide messenger RNA. RefSeq lists its product as uncharacterized. The transcript has 4 exons. Bases 1 to 465 code for a protein of 154 amino acids. Gene Ontology annotation, molecular function: RNA binding; structural constituent of ribosome. Gene Ontology annotation, cellular component: cytosolic small ribosomal subunit; ribosome. Gene Ontology annotation, biological process: ribosomal small subunit assembly; translation. The record is from RefSeq and is a predicted model, not a curated record. Lineage: Eukaryota; Fungi; Ascomycota; Sordariomycetes; Amphisphaeriales; Apiosporaceae.
AUGGCUGACGAUCCCGAUUACAACGCCGAGGAGGCCGCCGAGCUCAAGAAGAAGAGACAGUUCCGCAAGUUCUCUUACAGAGGCAUCGACCUUGAUGCUCUCUUGGACCUCGACUCGGAGCAGCUGCGUGAUGUCGUCCACGCCCGCGCCCGCCGCAGGAUCAACCGUGGCCUGAAGCGCAAGCCCAUGGGUCUCAUCAAGAAGCUGCGCAAGGCCAAGCAGGAGGCCAAGCCCAACGAGAAGCCCGACCUCGUCAAGACUCACCUGCGAGACAUGAUCGUCGUCCCCGAGAUGAUUGGCAGCGUUAUCGGUAUCUACUCCGGCAAGGAAUUCAACCAGGUCGAAAUCAAGCCUGAGAUGGUUGGCCACUACCUGGGCGAGUUCUCGAUCUCUUACAAGCCUGUCAAGCACGGUAGACCCGGUAUCGGUGCCACCCACUCGUCUCGUUUCAUCCCUCUCAAAUAA